GGGCUGGCCGGUCCCGUGACCGCGGGAGCUGAGGGAGCGAUGGGGCUGCUCCGGGCUGUGACCGCGCUCUCCGUGCUGCUGCUGGCGGCAGGUGUAGUUCUGAGGCAGCCCCGAGAGCCCAAAGAGGUGUGGGGAUAUGUGGAGGUCCGGAGCAAGGCCCACAUGUUCUGGUGGCUCUACUAUGCAAACAACCCAACCAAAGACUUCACAGAGUUACCUCUUGUCUUGUGGCUUCAGGGAGGUCCGGGAUCUUCAGGCUGUGGGUAUGGGAACUUUGAAGAGAUUGGUCCAUUAGACAAAGAACUGAAACCAAGAAAUACAACCUGGUUGCAGGCAGCCAGUGUCUUGUUUGUGGAUAAUCCUGUGGGCACUGGAUUCAGUUAUGUGGAUGACUGUAGCUUGUUUGCCCAAAACCUUACCACAGUAGUUUCUGAUAUGAUGGUUUUUCUUGGAGAAUUCUUCAAGUGUAGACCUGAAUUCCAGACCAUCCCAUUCUACAUAUUUUCUGAAUCUUAUGGAGGUAAAAUGGCUGCUGGGGUUGCUUUAGAGCUGCACAAGGCUGUUCAAAAAGGGACCAUAAAGUGCAAUUUUAUGGGGACUGCUCUUGGAGACUCAUGGAUUUCUCCUUUGGACUCUGUGCUGUCCUGGGGGCCUUACCUUUACAGCACUUCUCUCCUGGAUGAUAAUGGCCUGGCAGAGGUGACUGCUGUUGCCAAAGAAAUAAUGGAUGCAAUAAAUAAAAAUCAGUAUGGGCUGGCUACUGAGCUCUGGGGCAAGGCUGAGGGUGUCAUUGAAGAGAACACAGACAAUGUGAACUUUUAUAACAUCUUGACAAAGGAGGUUCCAGAAGUGAAAUCAGAUGAACAACAAGAAAAUCUCCAUCUCAUGCGGCUUUACCAGCGCCAUGUCAGGAAAAUGCACCAGAGCAGCCUGGAUGAGCUGAUGAAUGGGCCCAUCAGAAAGAAGCUGAUGAUCAUUCCUGACUGUGUGAAGUGGGGAGGUCAGUCCAAACAGGUCUUUGACAACAUGGCUGAGGACUUCAUGAGACCUGUCAUCGAUAUUGUUGAUCAGCUUUUGGCAGCCAAUGUCAAUGUUACAGUCUAUAAUGGGCAGCUGGACCUCAUUGUUGACACCAUGGGCCAGGAGGCAUGGAUCCGGAAACUAAAGUGGCCUGACUUGGAGCAGUUCAGCCAGAAAAGGUGGAAGGCACUGUACGUGUCUCCAGAAUCCACUGAGACUGCUGCUUUCCACAAGGCCUAUAAGAACUUUGCUUUCUUCUGGAUUCUCAAGGCUGGGCACAUGGUACCAGCUGACCAAGGAGAGAUGGCACUCAAAAUGCUCAGGAUGGUGACUCAGCAGCAGCACUAAGGAGAGGAGCUCAUCUGGUCUGGCUUCCUGUCCAGCAGCAGGGCUCUGCAGGAGUGUGAAUCUGGAUCCUAAGCCAAAGGAGGCACAGUGGCUGUUUGGGCACACAGCCUCCCUCAUCUUGCUGAUACUGUGCACAAGUGCUUGUGGAAAGGUGUUUUUUUCCAUGAAUGAGUUAUUGCUUUUGAAUUUUUAAGCUGUGAUUUGCUGCCUUAACAUUGUCCAUAAAUGACUCUUCCAGAAGGAAGUCCCCUGCCAUAAAGAACAAGCCCUGAACCUUUGCCUGGGAAGGAUUUUGUGCUCUUGCCCUUCCCUGAAUGCUCCCUUGUCUGUUUGCACACCAAGAGUAAAACUGAUUUGACUUGAUUUGCUUUGUGUUCCUGUGGGAGAGCUGACCUGAGGCUGUGGAAUGUUCCUUCCUAUGUCCUCAGGCUUGAGUCACCUGGCUGGAUUCAAGAUGAAGCCAUGGAAAUGCCAGGACAGAGGACCUGCCCUAGAGGAAUCACAGUCCAUCUCAUCUUGCUGAGAUGCCUGAAUUAGGAUCCAGGAUUCUUCAGUUUUUCUGUGCUCUGGAGAGAGAAAAACAUCCCACAGAGGAGGAUUUGUCCCUUUUCAUCUGACCAUGUGUUUCUUGUUUCCAUUCUUCUUUAUACCCACUGCUCAAACUUUGCCUUUAUCCUCAACACCUGAAGCACAUCCAGCAGGAAUUCCUGCUUUUCUGUAUCCUGGAGCAGAAGGCCUUUAAUACCCUCUUGUACCAAAGAGUCCCAACAGACAGAAGCUUCUUAAAACCUUCUGGGUUUAGCCAGAAGGAAAGGAGCAUUAUUUGAGCAAUAACAGCAUAGUUCUGAAAUAUUAUAGGAGUGUUUAAAGAAGGAUAUACAAAAUCUUGAUCCAUGUCUUUUGGAUAUUUUUUUUAAGUCUUGCAGAGACCUAUUAUUUCAAAACUUUUUUUUUAAUAUAAUACAUAAUCAAGAAGAGACUGGUCAGACAUUUGGCUUUUGCUAUGGAGCAUGAAGUAGUUGUUUUUUAUUGGUGUCUGAUAGGAGGCACAACUGUCAGCAACUCACUCCAGCCACUGAAACUGUCAUGAAAUACCUGAUAGCAUUGUCUUAGCAAGAACUGAGGCACUGUCCUGGUUUAGGGCAAAUUUGUGAGGAAACUCCAAAAGGGGUCCCUCUAGAAAGCAGAUUCAAGCCCUUCCCUCUGCUGGUUUGGGAAAAGAUUUCCUUGGAGAAGAGUGGGGAAAAACUUUAUUUAACAAGCAAAAUAUUCACAAGCAUCAAAAAAUGAGUAAUAUUAAACAAUAAAACCUCUCUCUGUUCUGAAGGGAUGGCAAAUUCA
Molecule: messenger RNA, 2709 nt
Organism: Zonotrichia albicollis (white-throated sparrow)
Lineage: Eukaryota; Metazoa; Chordata; Aves; Passeriformes; Passerellidae
Gene: SCPEP1
Product: serine carboxypeptidase 1
Biological process (GO): proteolysis
Molecular function (GO): serine-type carboxypeptidase activity
Source: RefSeq, a predicted model, not a curated record